CCACCACACCCCGGCGCACCGGACAUACAUGGCACCAUGAGCGAGCCAGAUAGGCCACCCUCGGCGCAGGCCUCCAGCAGCCGCUCGCCAUCCCACUCGCCGCGCCAAGCUGUGCGCCUCUCGCGCCCUUCCCCGGCCGCCGCCUCCUCCAAGAGCGCACCGACGCAGCCCUGGCGUCCGCCAAACGCCAGCAUCACGCCCUGCCGCUGGUUCCUCGCCGGCUACUGUGCGCGCGGCGACAGCUGCUGGUUCGCACACACCUCUGUCAGCAGCAGCAGUGCGGCGCCGAGCUCCGACGAUGCCGCCGCCGCUGCGCCUGCCGAGCCGGCUCAGCCGCAGGACGAGGUCGAGCGGCCGCCCUGCGUCAUCUGCUACGACGUGCCGGCGACGUAUGCGCUGCUGGAGCGCUGUCCUCACGUCGUCUGCCUCUCGUGCGCGCGCGACUGGCGCGAGGGCAAGGGCAAGGAGCCCAGCCUCGUCGACAGCGGCGUCACCAAGUGCUGUCCCGUGUGCCGCGAGCGGAGCUGGUUCGUCACGCCCUCGCACUUCCACUACGCGUCCGGGCCGCAGAAGGUUGCCGCAAUCGCGAGCUACAAGGCGAGCAUGGCGCGCAAGCCGUGCCGCAACUUUGAGCGCAGCCUCGUGAUGGGCAACGGCAUGCCCGACUGCAUCUUUGGCGACGACUGCCACUACUCGCACAAGCUGCCCGGCAGCGACGAGCGCUACCUCUUCGGCGCCGGCGCUACGGAGCAGCGGGCACGGCAAGCACAGCGGCAGCGGGCGCGAGCACUGCGGCGUCUGCUCGAAGCAGGCGGCGGACACUACCUCGAGGAGUAUCUGGACUGGAGCGGCGAGCUAGGAGCCGCAGAGCACGAGCUCGAUCCCUUCGACGAGGAUCCGCGCGCCGAUUUCUGGGAGUACGACGAGAGCGAUGGCGACUCCGAUGGGCCAUGGGAGCGAGACGGCGAUGAUGAGGCCCAGUGGAACGAGAGCGCCAUGCUGCGACACCUUAUUGCCGAGGCAGAGGGCGAGCACGCAAGUCUGCACGUCAUGCGCCGUGCACUCGCGGGCAUCCGCGCGGGCCUUAGCAGACCGGCAUGGGAGGAAGCAGCGGCACUGGCGGCAUGGGACGAGGCGAGUGUCGAGGAUGAGGAGGAGCUGCGCGCCUCGACCGAGGCUCAGCAGCGUUCUGCUCGUGCAGCAUCAGAGCAGCGCGCCAUUGCGCUCGAGGAUGCUGCAGAGGCAGGAUACGAGUACGAGCCGGAGGAGGAGGAGGUGCAGGAACUCGAUGGCUGCGCGGACAUGUGGGGCCUGGGCCGCGCCUUUCGAGAAGGCUACGAGCGCGGUGGCUAUGCCAGCGAGGGGGAUGGGAGCCACGAUGCCGACUCGGCAUGGGGCUCCGACUUUGAUCCCUCUUCGCCGUCCAUGCCUGCGCAUCGUCGACCCACGUUCGCCGACGACGAGGACGCCGACGUGGACGAGACCGACGCCGCCGACGCCUCACUCUCGCGCGCCUUUGCACGCGCCACCUCUGUCAUCAGCAGCGCCGGUGCAGAGCGCAGCAGCGCGCCGCUGCGAGACGCCGCUGCCGAUGCGUCGCUCAUGGCUGCGGCGCUGCGCCACUACCGCAGCGGCGCGCCCAGUCCGCCGAGUCAGUGGGGCGACGACGACGAGCCGUAGGCACUCAGCGACCCUGCACUUCACACACGCACACACACACAGCAUGCAUACCCCAGCCUCACCACGGUCUUGGCCAAUCUCACUCACACGCCCUUGUUAAUCGCACGUCUUGUCAUCUG
This is a messenger RNA of Tilletiopsis washingtonensis, 1799 nucleotides long. RefSeq lists its product as hypothetical. Lineage: Eukaryota; Fungi; Basidiomycota; Exobasidiomycetes; Entylomatales. The transcript has 5 exons. Gene Ontology annotation, biological process: protein polyubiquitination. Gene Ontology annotation, molecular function: ubiquitin protein ligase activity; metal ion binding. The record is from RefSeq and is a predicted model, not a curated record. The coding region runs from base 37 to 1680 and encodes 547 amino acids.